AUGCCUGUACCUCGAGGAAUACCUGGCCUCUCUCGGCUCAGGACGCGAGCCUUUUCAACCUCAGUAGCAAGGACAUCCUACGAAGACACCGUUCAGAACCUGAAGAUCGGGAAACACACCAGAGUGCUAUACCAAGGUUUCACCGGAAGAGUAGCGACCCAAAAUGCCAAAGAAUCUCUGGAAUGGGGUACCAACAUCGUUGGCGGCGUCAAGCCCGGAAGUACUGGAGAACAUCUGGGCUUGCCUGUCCUGCCCACAGUUCGAGAAGCAAAAGAGCAGUUGAAACCGGACGCUACGGCUAUCUAUGUUGCUGCACCUCAUGCGGGAAAGGCCAUUGAGGAGGCGAUUGAAGCCGAGAUCCCGUUAAUCGUUGCUGUGGCUGAACAUAUCCCUCUUCAUGAUAUUCUACGGAUCAUGUCAAUCCUGAAGACUCAGUCAAAGAGUAGAUUGGUUGGUGCAAAUGCUCCAGGUAUCAUCUCAGCAAUUGGCAAGUGCAGGAUAGGCUUCCAACCACUACCGACAUUCUCUCCUGGACACAUCGGGAUCGUAGCCAAGUCAGGCACUCUGAGUUACGAGACUGUGGCUUCGAUCACUCGUUCUGGACUCGGCCAAAGUCUAUGUAUCGGCAUGGGAGGUGAUGUCGUAGCAGGCACAAACUUCGUUGAUGCUCUUCGAGUAUUCGAGACAGAUCCGGAUACGGAAGCAAUUGUGCUUGUUGGUGAGGUAGGAGGAAGCGCUGAACAGGAGGCGGCAGAUUGGAUCAAGGACUACCACCAGCGCGAGAAGAACCCCAAGCCUAUCGCUGCUCUCGUAGGAGGAAGAAUGGCACCUCCAGGACGAGUGAUGGGCCAUGCAGGCGCCUGGGCUGGCGUUGGCGAGGCUACUGCUGAAGAAAAGUACAAGAUCCUGCAGAACGCAGGAGUGACCAUGGUCGAUCACCCAGAGAAGUUCGGUAAUGUCAUGAAGAGUCUGCUGAAGCAGGCCGGCAAGGACGUAAGUAAGAUCCAACAAUCAGCUGCUGCCAACCAGCGUAGAGGCAUGCAUACGAUGAGGCAGGCACGACCCAGAGUUGUCUCGCGAGCUCAGAAGAUCAACCUCGGCCAGCAGAGAGAUCUCCAUCUUCGAGAACAAAAGGCAGUAGACCACCUGAGUAAAUCUCUGAAAGGCUUCACCAUCUCUGAAGAAACGCCACAAGACACAGACAGCGUCUACCUUAGCAUAUCUGUCGACAGAUCAAACCGCCAACCCUGCAUCAUAACUUCCCCCUCCUCCAACCCACGCAAGAUCCAUCACCGUCUCCGCCGUUUCCCAUACUCUUACCUCGAAGGUCCCGACAAAGCAACCAUAAUGGAAGCAAUCAAGCACCUACGACUAGACGCCGCACCCCCAGCCGCUCACGCCCAAACCGCAAAACUGAUUUCCUCCCUCGCCUCCCUCCACCGCUCCCAAGAAGCUGUCAGCCUCGCCGUAAAUCUCUCCAUCUCCUCUUCCGGCACUUUACACCUCUCCUCUCCUCAACUCUUCUACGACGACGCAGCAUUCAAAUCCAACAACCGCCACCCUGAGCUCCACGCCCUCCGCGACCCUUCCCAGGAAAACGCAGUCGAAGUGGAAGCGGAGAAGUCAGGAAUCGUGUUUGUGAAAUUGAACACAGAUGACCCACACGCCUCCAUAGGCACACUCGUCAACGGCGCAGGUCUAGCCAUGAACACCAUCGACGCCCUCGCCCUGCCCCCUCACAACGGCGCCUGCUCCAACUUCCUCGACACCGGCGGCAAAGCGACUUCCCAAACCGUAAAAAAGUCCUUUGAACUCAUCCUUUCCGAUCCGAGGGUUAAAGUAAUUUUUGUGAAUAUCUUCGGUGGACUUACGGAUUGUGGCAUGAUUGCUGAUGGUGUUAUAUUGGCGUUCAAGGAGGUGGAUAUGAGGGGUAUCCCGGUGGUUGUGAGGUUGAGGGGCACUAAUGAGGAAGAGGGGCAGAGGAAAAUUGCCGAGUCGGGGUUGGAACUAGAGGCGUUUGAUGGGUUUGAAGAGGCGGCGAGGAGGGUUGUUGAGUUGAGUGGUCAGUAG
Molecule: messenger RNA, 2070 nt
Organism: Aureobasidium pullulans EXF-150
Lineage: Eukaryota; Fungi; Ascomycota; Dothideomycetes; Dothideales; Saccotheciaceae
Product: succinyl-CoA ligase subunit alpha
Exons: 3
Coding region: 1-2070 (689 amino acids)
Biological process (GO): tricarboxylic acid cycle
Cellular component (GO): mitochondrion; succinate-CoA ligase complex (ADP-forming)
Molecular function (GO): succinate-CoA ligase (GDP-forming) activity; succinate-CoA ligase (ADP-forming) activity
Source: RefSeq, a predicted model, not a curated record